This is a messenger RNA of Papaver somniferum (opium poppy), 1995 nucleotides long. RefSeq names its product beta-fructofuranosidase, insoluble isoenzyme 1-like. Gene Ontology annotation, biological process: carbohydrate metabolic process. The record is from RefSeq and is a predicted model, not a curated record. The transcript is spliced from 7 exons. Gene Ontology annotation, molecular function: hydrolase activity, hydrolyzing O-glycosyl compounds. NCBI's taxonomy places the organism in Eukaryota, Viridiplantae, Streptophyta, Magnoliopsida, Ranunculales, Papaveraceae. Bases 131 to 1801 code for a protein of 556 amino acids.
UAGUAAUGUACCUGGUAAUUUCCUAUCUCCUGUACUUCUUUUAUCUUUUCUAUGUUUCUUCCUUAGUUCUAUUCUCAGAGUUUACAAAGUCUGAAUCUCAUAAGGAACUGUCUGAGCAUUUAACCAAGUCAUGUCAGAAACUGGAUCAUCAGACGGGUUAGGAAUUAACAGAACAGGUUAUCACUUUCAGUCCCCAAAAAACUGGAUUAACGACCCAAAUGGACCUAUGUAUUAUAACGGCAUCUACCAUCUUUUUUACCAAUAUAAUCCCAAAGCUGUUAUUUGGGAAAGUGCACUUUCAUGGGGCCAUUCUGUAUCAAAAGAUAUGGUCAACUGGUUUCGCCUUGAUGUUGCAAUGUCACCUACGGAAACGUAUGAUAUCAACGGGUGUUGGUCAGGCUCUGCCACUAUCCUCCCUGGUAACAAGCUGGUGAUGCUUUACACAGGCAUUGAUAUAAACAACGGACAAGUUCAGAACAUUGCCGUACCAAAGGAUUUAUCAGAUCCCUUACUCGUAGAAUGGGAAAAGCUAGACCAAAAUCCUGUUAUCUUGAGACCGGAUGACAUUACUCCGGAUAAGUUUCGAGACCCGACUACUGCAUGGUUAGGUGAAGAUGGGCAUUGGAGAAUUCUGAUAGGAAGCGAGAAAAACAACAAAGUGGCGGCUUUGUUGUUUAAAAGUAAUGACUUCAUGACAUGGACAGAAUCUGAAGAUGCAUUUCAUUCUGCUGAACCCCAUACCGGUAUGUGGGAAUGCUUGGAUUUUUUUCCAAUGUCACUGAAAGGGAAAGAAGCAUUAGACACUUCUGCAAAGGGAGACGAUAUUAAGUAUGUCUUUAAGGUGAGCAUUCAGGAUACAUUUACCGAUUUUUAUACAGUGGGGAACUAUUUUGUGAACAAUGGUGAGUACUAUAUACCUGAGAACACAGUAGGCGAUCCGUAUUCGCCAGUUACUGGUCUAAGAUUAGAUUAUGGCAAAUUCUAUGCAUCUAAAACAUUCUUUGAUGAGGCGAAAAACAGAAGGAUAUUGUGGGGAUGGGUCAAUGAGCCGGAUUCCAAUGCAGAUGCCAUUGCUAGAGGAUGGGCUGGUAUUCAGUCAAUUCCGAGGACACUGUGGCUGGAUAAAAAUGAAAGACAACUCCUACAAUGGCCAAUCACGGAACUGGAAACCUUGAGAACAAAUGAAGUGGAGUACACUAAAAAACUUCUGACCGAGGGAAAACACUUUGAAGUUGAAAACGUAACAGCAGCGCAGGCCGAUAUCGAAGUUACAUUUCGUAUACCGAAUUUAGAAAAUGCAGAAGUAUUUGAUCCUUCAUGGGUUGACGCCCAACAGCUCAGUGGUGAGAAAGGUGCUACUGGUAAGGGUGGGAUUGGACCAUUUGGAUUGUUAACCUUAGCUUCUAAAGACUUAGAAGAAUACACAGCAGUAUUCUUUAGAGUUUUCAGAGCUCAAGACAAGUAUGUGGUGCUCAUGGGUUCUGGUGGCAGCAGGUCAUCCUUAAGAGGAGAAGGACUACUACAUAAACCCACAUAUGGAGCAUUUGUGGAUGUUGAUUUGGUUGAUGGGGAAAUUUCUCUAAGAUGCCUGAUCGAUCACUCAGUGGUGGAAAGCUUCGGUGCCGGAGGAAAAGCUUGUAUCACAACUAGGACUUAUCCGACGCUUGCAGUAGGAAAAGAAGCCCAUCUAUAUGCAUUCAACUACGGAUCAGAGACUGUUGAGAUUGCAAAAUUAAAUGCCUGGACAAUGAAAACACCUGAAAUGAAUCUCAAUGACGGGAAAGCCUUGCUGCGCGAAUGAGAUUGUUGGAGCCGGAGUUACUGAACUGGUGGAAGUCGGUCUAUGAUAUAGCCGUCACUGUGGCUGUUUGUUUUUGUUUGGCCAGCUUGAGCUUGUUCUGUCUGUCAGUUGUGGUGGUGGUUGUUUUUCUUUUUCUGAGACUGAUUGGUUCUUUUUACGUUGGAUAAUCCGAGUCUCUUGGUGGCCUUGGUUUU